AAAAUCGAUAAUUUCUUGUGUCAGUUGUCACUUGUCACAAAGGAACGCGCGCAUUGCUAUCGCAAUCAUAACAUCGAAGUCGCCAUUACAUAUCGCCUAAUAUUGCGUUUGUGAAGGAGAUUGCUUAUGUCAAAUAAACAGCGCGCGAUUAUAAUUUUCUUGAACAUAAACAUUUCGUAGUUUCAAAAGUUUAUACUCUGAAAGUCUGAAAACUAAUAAAGAUGGCACCGCCUCGGCGUAUUGUAAGGCAACAACUAGAAAUUCUUAUGGAUUUUCUAGAAGAGAAUAGAUAUAUGUCUAAAGGACUGCUGCCUGGAGCACCGGUCUCUCAUCAAAAGACGCGGCAAAAGUGGGCAGUGCUAGCAAAACAACUGAAUGCAGUACAGUCAGGGGCUUUGAAAACCCCUGAUGGUUGGAAGAAGUACUGGUUUGAAUGGCGACACAAGUGUAGAAAAAAAGCAGCAAAUGCAAGAAGAUUUGGAUCAGGGUCAGACGCAGGUCCAAACCGAUGCAUACCACUCAAUGACCUAGAAGUGCGGGUGUUGGAACUAAGUGGCAAGGGAUCUGUUUCUGCCGCGAUGUCAUCCUCCAAUCAACUUGAUAACUUCCUGGCGGAUGAUUCAGAUUCAGAACCGUUAGAAAACCUCAAAGUUCGGUGUACACCGGCCAGCAUUAAGACUAGACAGUCUGUCACCAGUGCACCCAGAUCACCUAUAGAUGAUAAUUUCCGGAGUAUGUCUCCACCUCCUAAAUGGGCGAUAGAUUUUGAAGAACGAAGAGUAGCAGCGGAAGAGAGAAUUGCAGAUGCAUUGGAGUCUAUGGCAUCAGUUAUGAGGGCUCAGGAAGAGAGACGAGGGCUCCUUGAGGAUCGGAUAGCAGAUGCCCUCACAGCAAUAGCAGGAACCGUGCAGGAUUUAAACAGUGGGGUACAAGAAGCUCUACAACAUUUACACCCACUUCAAGCCAAUGGUCCAGACUUAAAAGGAGAUGUAUUUUAUAGAAAUUAAAUAAUUUGGACAAAAGCGAAACAAAUUACAAAAACUAUUGGAGUAAGUGCAAAUUGCGGAGUCCUGUAACUUUAAACUGAUAUGUUAUUAAACCUAGUCUGAAUGAAAUUGAAGAUUGUCAUAUUAUUAGCAUGUAGGUUAUUAUACAUAAGUAGGAUUGUUUACAUUAUGUAAG
Helicoverpa armigera (cotton bollworm) is the source of this 1182-nucleotide messenger RNA. RefSeq lists its product as uncharacterized. The coding region runs from base 222 to 1007 and encodes 261 amino acids. The record is from RefSeq and is a predicted model, not a curated record. NCBI's taxonomy places the organism in Eukaryota, Metazoa, Arthropoda, Insecta, Lepidoptera, Noctuidae. The transcript is spliced from 4 exons.